AUGCAUCUGUGUUUCGGUACGUCAAAGUCGACAGUACAGGAUUUAGGUGAAAGAGGUGGUCCUCUUUUUGAUGGAAUGAGCAAACGUUAUUCGAAUAAAAAUGCCUUACCAUUUCCAAACAGCAAAAAUAUAAACACUUUAGUUCGACCAGAGCAGCAUGCUGUGAGUGGAAGAAAGCACAGAGAAUUAGCAAAAUUCCAUGUAAAAUAUAAACAGAGAUGUAAAAAAGAUGUGAUUCUAAUGCAUACUGUGAGGUGGUGGCUAAGGUCAAAUGAGGAGGUAGAAGAUGGCGGAGCGAAGUUUAAAGUUAAAACAGACGAUUAUAUACCUGCACUGCAAAUAGAAAUAGACAAUACUGUGUGCAGGAAAAAAUUUGAGAACUUCAAUGAUUUAUGGUUAAAUAGAAUCUGUGAUUGGAAGGAAAUUUUACAUCCAGAUGCAAAUCAAUGUAAACCAUUUAAACACUUGUCAGAGAGGCAAUUUGUUCCUCUGUGGAGAAAUAUGGAGAGUAUUGAUGAGAAUACUUCUUCGGCAAAUGAGAGGUUCCUUACGUCCUCCUAUAAACACAGCGUAAGAGAUGAAUUCUUCAAGCACCAUCCCGACAGUGAUCAAUUAGGUCUAGCAAUAUUAAAAAGAACUGUACUCUCAGCAGACUCGAUCACUGCAUAUUAUCCAUGCAAGUCUCACUCAGAACACCAUAAUCUUGGGUGGUUGGUCAAUAAUAAGUUUGAUCACUUUGGAGGAAAAGCCAUGCCUCGGUCGCAAAAUUCCUGCUCAAUGAACGCCUCUCGCCAGAAAGAUAUGAUCCAGCAAACGUAUAUUACAGAAAUAUUUCCAGUAAAAAAGGAAAUGUGGUCUAAAAUUCUUACCAAUCAAAUGAAAUAUUGCCAUAAACAACGUCAGACUGUCAUCCAUCGAGAGUGGGACCUAGCAAAGCUAUGCCAGCUGAUCUCGCCUCCUGGAGUACACAACGAUUCUAUAUUUCCUCAACAAAGAUCCAUUCAAAUUGAUAAAAGUUACAUUGGCAAGAAGCAUUCAGGGAACACGAAUUUCGUAAUGGAACAGAUGUUUUCUACACUGAAGGAAGAAGUGACCUCUAAACACCCUGUAAAAAUGUUUCAUUCUGGUCAGUUUACUGGUUCAAAGGAAAUGGAGGACAAAGCAAAAUCCAGAUCCGUUGAAUUUUACUCGCUGUCUAAUCGUUCGCAGAGCACCCACUAA
Echinococcus granulosus is the source of this 1221-nucleotide messenger RNA. RefSeq lists its product as hypothetical. Lineage: Eukaryota; Metazoa; Platyhelminthes; Cestoda; Cyclophyllidea; Taeniidae. The record is from RefSeq and is a predicted model, not a curated record. The transcript is spliced from 11 exons. Bases 1 to 1221 code for a protein of 406 amino acids.